UAACCAGUUGUAUAUGUAUUUCAAUCAAAUUAAAAACAUGAUAUAGAAAAUCGCAAUUUAUUUUCUAGUAGUAGUGUAUUUUUAAAUAUAUAUUGAUACCAAAUAUAUAUUUUAAAAUAUAUCUAUAAAACUACACCCAAAAUAAGUGAUAAAAAAAAACAUAAAAGUGUAUACACAUAAGAGUCUGUAGUAGCUAACUGAUAUAGCUGGUUCUGUGUAAGCACCUAAGUAAAACAAUCAAAAAGAGUAAAAAAUUUUCAAGAAUGAAAAUGGAUGGAGCCGAACCAUACAUGAUCCGUAAGCUGGCUGAAAACAAAGGUUUGAAAUUGGAUUCAAAGGAAUUUAAUAGUGCUCUAAAGUACAACUAUUUAUCAGAGAAGCUAAUUAAAAAACGUUACAAUAAAGAAGAAAGUUUCGAUAUAAUAUGGAAACUUUUGAUAUAUCAAUUGCUGAGCGGCAAUUGCAAAAGUACUCCGAUAAAGGAUACGGUUUUAAUUGAGAUACUAUUAAACAAAUUUAAACAUUUAAAUAAAACUGACCAUUGCCAUCAAUAUGCCUUACUCUUACAGAUAUUGUCACGAAUGAUUGCUUGCAUGUCUGAUGAUUAUAAAAAAAAGCUGAUGGGCGAAGAGCUGCAGUUUUAUAUGCUGACAUACGCGGCCUUCGUCUUGAACGGUUCAAACCAUAAAGAUUUAUAUGAAAAAGUAGCAAAUGCCGAUAAACUAAGCGGAUAUUUAAUUCACUUCCAAAAAGGUAUAAAUGACAUCAACUGUGAAAACUUCGACCAAGAAAAAUAUUUUAAAAAUAUGAAACUUUUAUCUGAAGACUACCGAAUGUUAAAAUAUAUUUAUGAUUUGGACAAAAUGCGCUCAUGUAUGGAAACAGCUCUGACAAAAACCUCCUACAAGCUGGCUGAUAAAGAAAUCAAUAAUUUAUGCAUAACUCGUACUACACAAAUUAUUAAGCGACUCUUAUACAACAAGGAUUUGAGCAACAAACUACGUUCAAGUUUGUUCCAAAAUGAUCAAAACAAUUUGGUAGAUUUACACAAUAUCAAAAACGUUAGAGAAUGUUUGAAUAAAAUAUCAAAUUUGUUUAAUGAUCUAAAAGAACAUUUCUCUAAAAAUUUACCUAUUGGCCUGUACUUUGAUGGAGAUAAAUUCACCUCAGAAGAACAAUUAAUAAUCAAGGAAGCCGAAGUAAGCACAAUAUUCAAUAGUAAUAACAUAACAAAUAUUAUAAGUAAUAUAAAAUCAGCAAUAAAAAAGAAGUUUAAAGUCAAGAACGUUUUCAACACAAAACAACAAUUUGACGAAGAAUCUAAAGAUAUUGGCGAAUUCAUACGCAAACUGAUAUGUUGUAUUAGAGACCAAAUUAGCACGAAUAAUAGAUCGUUGCAUAGCAACGUUCCAAAUAUUGUUACAAGUGCAGUCAAAAAGGAAGUUCAUAUAGUGUUUAAUAAAUAUCAGGCAACGCUGGUCAACAUUAUGUCACCUAAAUCCGAUCCAUUUAAACUCGCAUCAGAUCCUAAAAUGUUAUCUGCCCUAGAAGCAGUGCUGGUAAAUUUAUUGACCUGUCUGAAAUAUUUACAUAACUUUAAAGAAGAUCCUUUGUUCCUUAUAGGAAAAACUCCACUGUAUACAGACGAUAAUCUUUUACGUUAUUUAACUAAUCCUGAUGAUAUUCUAGCUGAUGUACUGCCGUGUCAUCCAAAAAUUUCAGUUGUUUUUUACGCAACCAAGCUUAGAGACAAAGAUGCCAAUUUUUGUAUUAUGGAAAAAACGUACGUGGAAAGAAAAUAUCCUAUUCCGGCUGCUAGAAAGAACUUUGAACGAUUGUUGGGAGAAACUUUGGAUACUAAUGAAUUAAUUGAAAAAGAAAAUGAAAGGGUGGAAUCGGAAGUUGAAGCUGAAAUGUCUACCCAAAUGUAUCCAGAUAAUAAAUUAAAUACAAUCAGCCUCUUCUUCAGUCAUGAAGAAAAAGUCGAGGCUGAAACACAAAUAUGUCUGUAUAAUAAACAAAAUGCCAUUAAAUUUCUAGAAAUGUUGAAAAUGAACUAUUGUGUGCCGGAAAAUAUGAACUUUUUGUUAGAUUCAUCGAAUGGAUAAAAGAGGGAAUUGAUAACAAUGGCAAUGGUCAUGUAGAUAAAAUAUGCAGGAAUGGAAUGUGCCAAACUGUCAAAUAAUGUAUGUGUAGAUAAUAGUAUAUAUUUAUUUGUAAAAUUUGUCUUUGACCUCUCUGUAUAUAUAACUUUAGGUUGGCUGUUCUGUACAUUAAUAUAGUACAUACAUUUGGGAAAUAUAAUUUAUGUUAACCAAGAAAAUUUACAUUAAUUUUAUAUAUAACUCAUGAUAAAUUUAAACAAUUACAUACUAUAUUAUAUAAUUAUUAAAUAUAUUUUUAAUAAAUACUA
Molecule: messenger RNA, 2413 nt
Organism: Sitophilus oryzae (rice weevil)
Lineage: Eukaryota; Metazoa; Arthropoda; Insecta; Coleoptera; Curculionidae
Exons: 4
Coding region: 264-2108 (614 amino acids)
Source: RefSeq, a predicted model, not a curated record